This is a messenger RNA of Episyrphus balteatus (marmalade hoverfly), 1055 nucleotides long. RefSeq lists its product as uncharacterized. Bases 287 to 1012 code for a protein of 241 amino acids. The transcript has a single exon. Gene Ontology annotation, cellular component: chitin-based extracellular matrix. NCBI's taxonomy places the organism in Eukaryota, Metazoa, Arthropoda, Insecta, Diptera, Syrphidae. The record is from RefSeq and is a predicted model, not a curated record. Gene Ontology annotation, molecular function: structural constituent of chitin-based larval cuticle.
UGAACUCUUAGUGCUCUUUUAAAAGUGCUCCUCUUUUGUGUACCCACUAUGAUUGCGCCUUUUAUAAAAGAGCAACCAUUUAGUAGAUUGUAGAAAAGUGAAAAGUUGUAUUUCCACCGUCCGCUGUCAAUCAAAGUGAUUGUUUGCUUCUUUAAAUUUUGGUAUAAAUAUAACUUCUAAUUGCAUUUAGAAUAACAGAUAACUCCGAAGCGAGUACUAGUUGAUACAUCAGCUAGCAGCGUUUUUGAAUUUUGUUAAACAAAAAAUAAAGUAUUUUUUUUUCAACAUGAAAUUAUUUGUGGUAUUUUCUGCUUUUUUGGCAGUUACCUCUGCUAGUCAAGUAAUUUUGACUCCUGCUGGACCAUAUAUUUCAAAUCAAUAUCACUCUCAAGAUGGAAAUGGCCAAUACUCUUAUGGAUACAAUGAUCUUCUAUCAAACAAGGAGGAAGUUAAAUUAUUGGAUGGAACAACAAGAGGAUCAUACAGCUACAUUGAUUCAAACAACAUUGUUCAAAAGGUUAAUUACAUUGCUGACGGUAAUGGUUUUCGUGUGACUUCUGCAACCAAUUUGCCAAAACCUGUUGAAGCUCCAAUUUUCUCCACCCAAGACCUACCUCAACAAAUUCCUGAUACUUUUGAAGUUGCUGCAGCAAAAUCUGCUCAUUUUGCUGCUAUCGAAGAAGCUAAACAACGAUUGACGGGUGCUCAACAAAUUGUUCCAGUCGUAGUUGGAUUACCACAACAAGUUCAAGAUACACCUGAAGUUGCCAAAGCUAAGGCAGAACACUUGGCAGCCAUUGAAGCUGCUAAGAACCAGGGAAUUACAAUAAUUGGACUUCCACAACAAGUUGAAGACACUUUAGAAGUUAGCAAGGCUAAGGCAGAACAUUUGAUUGCCAUUGAAAAGGCAAAGUUGAGGAACAUUGGUACGAGUAGUGGUGAUAUUGUAGCCACUAAUAAUAAUAACAAUGCACCAUAUUAUUACUAUUAUUUGUACUAUUACUAUUAUUGAAUGUAACUUUUUAUACAAACAUUUUUGAUGAUUUAUAAUUUGG